Candidula unifasciata is the source of this 624-nucleotide messenger RNA. NCBI's taxonomy places the organism in Eukaryota, Metazoa, Mollusca, Gastropoda, Stylommatophora, Geomitridae. The record is from the annotation of a GenBank genome assembly.
GUCCGCCGAAGAUAACCCAAGCCCCCAAGAACAGAAAAGUCGCAGAAGAUCUUACCGUCAGUUUCAUCUGUAAAGCCUCAGGGAAUCCAGCACCGGCCUUUCAUUGGGAACGUGGUGGUAAGAAAAUCAACGACAGACGCCAACGGUUUGAGAUCAACGACGCGCCGCACAUCACCGUGCUCCGGAUUAAGCAGGCCAAAGCUGGUCGAGAUGACGGUACUUUUACUUGUGUGGCCAACAACGGUUUGGGCGAGGCCAAAGCUGAUGCUUCGCUCAAGAUCUACCCGAAAGUUGAUGGCGUGGAUGGUACGAACCCAUGGGUUGUUAAGUAUGAAGAUUUCCCACCUGGAUAUCCACGCAUUGAGACCCACCCCAAGCUACGCUCUGUGGAGAAGGACCGAAGUGUUCUUCUCCAGUGUGACGUCAAGGGCGACCCCAAGCCCACUAUUACCUGGCUCAAGGACGGCUUUCCGGUAGACGAGACAGACCCCAGAAUCCAGAUUCUAGAAACAGGCUAUCUACAGAUCAGGAACAGCCAGGAGUCGGACGAGGCCACGUAUGAGUGCGUGGCCGAGAAUGAGUGGGGGGUGGCUUACUCCUACCGCGCCAUGAUUUACAUUAAGG